AUGUCAUCAAGCGCUGCUGAGAUAGCAGACUUCCAGCCAUCGCGGCGCUUUUACGUUGCGUUCGGAAGUCUCUGUGUGGUGAUCCUUGCGGCCGCCUUGGAUGCAACUUCUUUGUCUACAGCCCUCCCCAUCAUCUCUCACAGUAUCCAUGGCUCUGCAAUCGAAGCCUUCUGGGCUGGAACAUCAUUCUUGCUCACCAGCACCGUCUGCCAGUUGACAUUCGGGUCUUUAUCGCAGUCGUUCGGCCGCAAAGACUUAAUCUUGCUCUCCUUGAUCCUUUUCACGAUCGGCUCCAUUGUUGCGGCUGUUGCAAAAGACUUCACAACGCUUCUGAUCGGGCGCAGUGUCCAGGGCGCCGGCGGAGGAGGCAUUAUCAGCUUGACAGAAGUGGUUAUUACCGAUCUUGUGCCCCUCCGCCAUCGAGGAACAUGGUUUGGAUAUCAGAGUGCUGUGUGGGCUAUCGGAAGUGUCAAUGGCCCCGUCAUUGGCGGUGCACUCGCUGAAGCGGCUUCAUGGCGAUGGAUUUUCUGGAUCAAUCUGCCCAUUUGUGCCGUCGGAUUCGUGAUGACCGUUUGGUUUCUCCAAUUGAAGCGAGUGCCAGGAGGGUUCGUGUCUAAGCUCGUUCACUUCGACUGGGUUGGAGCUUCCUUCCUUACGGCUUCUUCUACGGCGCUUUUGGUUGCUAUCUCCCGGGGAAAUGUCAUGUACCCUUGGUCAUCAUGGCAUACGAUUGUCCCUUUAGUCCUCGGCGUGCUAGGUCUUGUUGGUUUUGUGGCUUACGAAGCGACGAUCGCAAAGGAUCCGAUUAUUCGACUCGCCAUCUUCCGUCAUCGAACGGCCCUGGUCAGCUACCUAGGUACCUGCAUACACGGCAUUCUUCUCUGGUGCCUUCUUUACUACCUUCCUCUUUACUACGAGUGCGUGAAAGGCUACAACGCAAUUGUCGCCGGAGUGGGUGUCUUCCCGAAACAUUCACUGUGGCUCCAGCGUCGAUUGUGUAGCCUCGGAUACGCCAUCCAGACGGCUGCCGAGGAGAAAGACGUCGCGUACGCAGCCUCAAUGUAUACGUUCUCUCGGUCCUUUGGACAGAGCAUUGGCGUUGCUAUUGGGGGUGCCAUAUUUCAAGCCCAGUUCGCAAUCAAGCUGAAGGCAUAUCCGCUCCUGGCAUCAGAUGCUGAUCAGCUCUCAAAGGAUGCAAGUUCCUUGGUGGAGACUGUGAAGGCCAUGGACCCUCGUUCAUUGGAAAAGACCAUGAUAAUCGAGGCGUAUGCCGACAGCCUCAAAGUGGUCUGGGCGACCAUGGCUGGCCUAGCCUUCCUUGGACUGUUGACCAGCGUCUUCACGGAGGAAUUGACUGUCGACCGAGCACAGGAGUCACAACAGCAGCUUCAAGAGAAGAAGCCCUUGGCAAACGAAGAAAUGCUGAUUUAA
Molecule: messenger RNA, 1431 nt
Organism: Penicillium chermesinum
Lineage: Eukaryota; Fungi; Ascomycota; Eurotiomycetes; Eurotiales; Aspergillaceae
Product: Efflux pump
Exons: 3
Coding region: 1-1431 (476 amino acids)
Biological process (GO): transmembrane transport
Molecular function (GO): transmembrane transporter activity
Source: RefSeq, a predicted model, not a curated record